AUGUCCUCAACAAUGACCCUGACGAUGCCUGCCCUCCCGCAACCAAGACUCAGCACAAUCCCCUGCUGCCCCAGCUGCGGCAACGACCUCUCCCUCUCCUUCAUCCCAAAGGACCUCUCCACCCCCGAUGCCCAGGCGACCGCCCUCACCGCCGCCCAGAAGCAGAUCGAAGACCUCGAGGCCCAGGUCCGCCUCCUGAACCAGAAGGCCACCGCCGCCGUCGACCGCUGGGCAGACUACGAGGACGAGCUGGGCAAGCUCAAGUCCGAGCUCAAGAGGCGGAACAACAGCGCCCCCGCCGCCAGGCCCCAGACGCCCACCCUGCGCGAGACGCCCUCGUCCCCGGCCACCAACAGCACCCUCGGCAGCCCCAGCGCCGCCGUCACGAGCUUCGCCUCCGCCGCGAGCAGCCGCAUCUCCGCGUACCUGUCCCGCAAGUCGACCCCGAACCUCAAGGCCCAGCAAGGCCACCAGAGCUCGCUGAGCACCUCUUCGCUCCUCCCGCAGCCCGCGGGGCCGGCCGCCGGCAGCCCAGGCCACCAGAGCAGCCGGAGCACAUCCUCCCUCGCACCACCACGGACGCCCGGCGGGAACGGAAGCAACGGGCCACCGCCACCCCUGACGCCCCUGACGCUCUCCCUGUCGGGCGGCAAGGUGACCUGGACUCCCGGCCACAGCCCGGCCCCCUCGAGCGACGACCUGCUGGAGGCGCUGACGCGCGAGCAGCAGCUGCGGCUGGCGGCCGAGGGCAAGCUCAACGACUCGAGCAAGGAGAUCGAGGACCUGAGCGUGACUCUGUUCGAGCAGGCCAACGAGAUGGUCGCCAGCGAGCGGCGGGCCCGCGCCCGCCUCGAGGAGCGCGUCGGCGAGCUCGAGCGCCGCGAGGGCGAGAAGAAGAGGCGCCUCGAGAGGCUCGAGCAGGCCAUGGGCCGCAUCGAGAGGGCGCGCGCGCUGCUGAAUGGGGGGAGCGACGGCGGUGGGGCGGACAAGAGGGUUAGUGCGUGA
Molecule: messenger RNA, 1005 nt
Organism: Diaporthe citri
Lineage: Eukaryota; Fungi; Ascomycota; Sordariomycetes; Diaporthales; Diaporthaceae
Exons: 1
Coding region: 1-1005 (334 amino acids)
Biological process (GO): exocytosis
Cellular component (GO): cell tip; Golgi to plasma membrane transport vesicle
Molecular function (GO): guanyl-nucleotide exchange factor activity
Source: RefSeq, a predicted model, not a curated record